Messenger RNA from Chironomus riparius, 402 nucleotides. The record is from the annotation of a GenBank genome assembly. NCBI's taxonomy places the organism in Eukaryota, Metazoa, Arthropoda, Insecta, Diptera, Chironomidae.
AUGGAGUAUAAAUUGAAAGCAAUUAGUAACAAUAUUGAUAAUGAUAGAAUUAUUGACAUGAUGCUCGAGGAAAGUAGCAAUAAUAGUGCUAGUGGGAAAUGGGAGAGCAAAACUAUUUCGACGAAUCACAUUUGCGAAAAAAAUGUUCCUGUGCUGUACAGUACACUACGGGGUGUCUAUUUGAGAAAAUUUAAUAAAAGUUCAGCAAAUAAUUAUUCAAUUGAUUUUUGUGAUUUAGAGCGAUGGAACUAUCGAAAAAAUCACAUGGAAUCAAUUGGAUUAACGCCGCCAAGCACUUCAUCUGAUAAAUCGUCAACAUUCCAAUCCGUUAAACCAAUUAAAAUUGUACGAGCAAGGAGUGAGACAAAAAUGGAUGAAAAGAGUAUGGAAUCGCCAAGUUGA